Messenger RNA from Gambusia affinis (western mosquitofish), 3159 nucleotides. It is a transcript of the gene dclre1c, whose product is annotated as DNA cross-link repair 1C, PSO2 homolog (S. cerevisiae). Bases 145 to 1938 code for a protein of 597 amino acids. The transcript has 15 exons. Gene Ontology annotation, molecular function: 5'-3' DNA exonuclease activity; damaged DNA binding. Gene Ontology annotation, biological process: interstrand cross-link repair; protection from non-homologous end joining at telomere; double-strand break repair via nonhomologous end joining. Lineage: Eukaryota; Metazoa; Chordata; Actinopteri; Cyprinodontiformes; Poeciliidae. The record is from RefSeq and is a predicted model, not a curated record.
GCCAGCAGAUGGCGACAUUCUGAAAUCACUUCCUGGUUGGAACGUAGAAGAAGAGCAGUUGAACUGGGCGGACAAACAAACCGAGAUGAUAAUGUUGAAGCAGAACUAACUUGAGGUGGUGUGGAUGAACGGUUCGGCUGAGAGAUGAGUUCGUUCGCGGGUCGGAUGAAGGAGUAUCCCACCGUGUCUUUGGACCGGUUCGACAGGGAGAACCUGCACGCGCAGGCUUAUUUCCUUUCUCACUGUCACAAAGACCACAUGAAAGGACUGAAAGGACCUCUGCUGAAGAGAAAACUGCAGUUCAGUCGAACCAUCAGACUUUACUGCUCCUUUGUGACCAAAGAGUUGCUGCUAAACAACCCAAAGUACGCCUUCUGGGAGGAAUACAUAGUUCCUCUGGAGCUGGAAAGCCCAACUCAGAUUUCCCUGGUGGACGAAGCGUCCGGAGAGAAAGAAGAGAUUGUGGUGACGCUGCUUCCUGCAGGUCACUGUCCUGGAUCCGUCAUGUUCCUGUUUGAGGGUUGCCAUGGAAACGUGUUGUACACGGGGGACUUCCGGCUGGCGGUCGGAGACGCGUCCAGGAUGGAGCAUCUGCACUCCGGCAGCAGGGUCAAAGACAUACAGAGUGUUUAUCUGGACUCCACGUUCUACGAUCCGCGCUUCUACCAGAUCCCCAGCAGGGAAGUGUGUCUGAAAGGGAUUUCGGAUCUGAUCGGAAGCUGGAUCGGCCAGAGUCCGUAUCACGUGGUGUGGCUGAACUGUAAGGCCGCGUACGGAUACGAGUACCUGUUCACCAACCUGGGAGACGAGUUCGGCACUCAGAUCCAUGUCAACAGUCUUGCGAUGUUCAAGAAGAUGCCAGAGAUCCUGAGCUACGUCACCACCGACCGCACCACCCAGAUCCAUGCCUGCCGGCAUCCCAGGGAUGAGGAGUUUUUCCAGGGCAACCGGUUGCCGUGUGGUUGCUCGGCAACCGACGGGUCGCCGCUCCGGAUCAUCAGCAUCAAACCGUCCACCAUGUGGUUCGGAGAGCGAACCAAGAAGACCAGCGUCAUCAUAAAAACAGGAAGUAGUUCCUACAGAGCCUGUUUCAGCUUCCACUCCUCCUACUCAGAGAUUAAGGACUUCCUGUCCUACCUGCAGCCCGUCAACAUUUUCCCAAGCGUCGUUCCGAUCGGACGCUCGCUGACCGACGUCACGCAGAUGUUGAGGCUGAUGUGCCGGAACCAGCCGGAUGAAGCCGGCUUCGUUUACAGACCUCUGGGCGUCCUGAAACGGAGCCGAGCUCAGCGGCCCACUGACGACUCGAGCAGCUACGACGAGCUGUUCGACGGUUUGGAUUUGGCUCCGCUCCGGAAGAAACUGAUCCUGAACCAGGAAACCCACAACGAGAUGCCAGCUGAGAGAACAGCGCCCUCUGUGGCCACGUCUUUACCUCUGCUGGCGUCUGAUUCGACGUCUGCUGCUCAAAACUACUUCGACUGCACCGAGUCCAACGGCGAGGACGAAGACGACGAAGAGGAGGAGGAAGACGAGGGAAAAGGAGACGUGAGCAAAGCGCCGAAGUGGGAGGAUUUCUUUACGGCGGAGCCGCUGAGCGACAGCCAGAACAGCCAAUCACAUUCACAGACCCCGGAUCUGUUCAGCGACGGCGACCGAACCCCGGAGAACCUGGACGCCUUCAGCCUGACGCUGUCCGCCUCCCAGUCCAACCAGUCCUCCCAGAACCUGGACGACACCCUCAUCCUGGCCCAGUCAGAACUCGAGGAGCUGCCGGCGUCUCAGGCGUCCUCUGACUUUGACGUCCCGCCGACGCCGGAGUCGAAGGCGCCGCAGGCCGACGAGCUGCUGCAGCUGUACAGGAAAUUGGCAUCGGGACAGGAAGUGGUCAUCAGAGGUCAGGCUGAGCGCGAAGGAGACGAACAUCUGAUUGGUUGAUGGACAGAAGAUCCAUUGUGGUGUGUUUUUAUUUUAGAAAAACAAGUAAGUACACCCUAUGAUCCAGGGUUCCUGUCACAUGGGCUUUGACUAGGCCGUUGAAGCACCUUUAUUGACUUUUUUUUUUUUUUUUUCAGCUGAUCUGAUAGGGCUGGGCGAUGCAGCUUAAAAUAAAUCUUUUUUAAAAAGAAAUUACAAUUGACUGAAAAUAUUUUCAAACAUAUUUAGAAAAUAUAUUUGACUAUUUCUUUUUUCACUAGUGGCUUUUAUUUCAACAACAAAAUGUCUUUGAUUGAUUACAAGAAUAAAGUCACAUUUUCAGAAUAAAGACCUAAUUUUACUAUGUGAACAUCUUAAAGUUCCUGCUACUGAAAAUAACUUGUCAUUUUUAUUUUUAUUUUGAAAUAAUUUCUACUUUAUUCUCAUAUUGUUGUCUUACUUUAUUCUAGUAAUAGAAAUCUAAAUCUUGGCUCUAAUGUUUUGUUGUAGAUUUGACCUGAAUUUAAAGUCGAAGUUAAUAAAAGCUGUAAAACAAGAUGGCCGCUCUGAGCUCUGAAUUAUGGAAACCCUAUUACAUAAUUGCUGAAAAAAAUCCAAAAAUCUAGUCUUUAAUUUUUGGAUUUAAAGAAAAGUAUAUAAAAAAUUUCAAAACCAAAAAUUGGAUUAAACUGGUUGAUCGCCCAGGUUUAGUUCUGCUGCAGAUCUGCUCUUCUAUCCAGACAAGCCCAGAUCAUUAUGCUGCCCCCGCCUUACAUUGACAGUUGGAUGUUCUCCGUUUAUCCUCAGAUGUUUUCUCUUUCCGGAGGACAAUGUUUCAGCAUCAAAGCAGCAGGGGUGUACUUAUUUUGUCACUGUUCCUGGUUUAUUUCUGGGUUCUCUUCAGUGUAAAACGUUCCUGGACUUUGUUCUUCUCUCCGAAAGCGAGACGUUUUCUCAUUUCCAAACCACUUUGACCUCAUUCAACUGCACUUUGACCUCCUUCCUGUCCUCCUGUACUUGUGCACCCGUCACAACUACAUUCCCGCUCAGCUGCCACCUUGUGGUUUUCCUGGCCUCGUUUCAUUUAAAGUGGAUCAACGGGUGAAAAGAGAGAAACGUUUGAUUGUGCAAUCGUUACCUUAUAUGGUUUGAUUUAACUGUUUAAUUAACUUGUUUUUGUAUUUUGUCACAUUUCUUUCUAAAGAUGUUUAUGAGAAUAAACCAAGAAUAAAAAAUCCCAAU